Molecule: messenger RNA, 2719 nt
Organism: Bemisia tabaci
Lineage: Eukaryota; Metazoa; Arthropoda; Insecta; Hemiptera; Aleyrodidae
Product: ATP-binding cassette sub-family F member 2
Molecular function (GO): ATP binding; ATP hydrolysis activity
Source: RefSeq, a predicted model, not a curated record
ACAGCAUACACCGUAAACCAUAAACCGUGCCGUAUGUACGUAACCUCUCUCUCUUUCUCAAAUCUUCAAUUCGUAAAGUACUCCAAGUACUGACGAAUUAAUUUUACAUGUGUUGAUUUCCCAGGAAUUUUGUUAUUUCUCGUAUAACGUAAGUAGCAACCAUGCCGUCUGACGCAAAGAAAAGGGAACAAUUGAAGAAGAAGGAAGCUGCCAAAGCUCGUCAACUAGGUGGUAAAAACAAGAAAGCCCCUCCUAAGAAGGAUGAUCCCAAAGUCAACGGGAAAGAAAAUGGACGGGAGCUCAGUGCUGAAGAGGCAUUGUGUUUGAAGCUGGAAAUGGAUGCCAGGUUGAAUGCUGAGGCUAGGUCUUGCACAGGUUCCCUAGCAGUUCAUCCAAGGUCUCGUGAUAUUAAAAUCGAAAAUUUCUCUGUUACGUUUCAUGGUUGUGAACUGAUUCAGGAUACUGUUCUUGAGUUGAACUGUGGUAGGCGAUACGGUCUUCUUGGACUCAAUGGUUCAGGCAAAUCAACCCUGCUUGCAGUUGUUGGUAACCGGGAAGUUCCAAUCCCUGACCACAUUGAUAUUUUCCACCUUUCAAGAGAGAUGCCGGCGUCUGAUAAAAGUGCUCUUCAGUGCGUCAUGGAAGUUGACGAAGAGAGAGUAAGGCUGGAAAAGUUAGCUGAAACUCUGGUUAUGAAUGAGGAUGAUGAGUCUCAAGAACAACUGAUGGAUGUUUACGAGAGGUUAGACGACAUGAAUGCUGACACUGCUGAAGCAAGAGCUGCCAAUAUUCUCAACGGUUUAGGUUUCACCCGAGAAAUGCAAUUAAAGAAAACAAAAGAUUUCUCUGGUGGUUGGCGCAUGAGAAUUGCUCUUGCCAGAGCAUUGUAUGUGAAGCCCCAUCUACUCCUUCUUGACGAACCGACUAAUCACUUAGAUUUAGAUGCUUGUGUGUGGUUAGAGGAGGAACUGAAAACGUACAAACGUAUUCUUGUCAUAAUAUCGCAUUCACAAGAUUUCCUCAACGGAGUUUGUACAAACACAAUUCAUUUAGACAAGCAACGGCUGAAAAACUACACCGGUAACUAUGAUGCAUUUGUUCGAACUAGAAUGGAACUGUUAGAAAACCAAAUGAAACAGUACAACUGGGAGCAAGACCAAAUUGCCCACAUGAAGAACUACAUAGCAAGAUUUGGUCACGGAAGUGCCAAGUUGGCCCGUCAAGCCCAGAGUAAAGAGAAAACCCUGGCCAAGAUGGUGGCGCAAGGUCUAACAGAAAAAGUCACCAAUGAUAAACUACUGACGUUCUACUUUCCAUCAUGCGGAACAAUCCCUCCCCCUGUCAUUAUGGUGCAGAAUGUGUCUUUCAGAUAUUCAGACGAUUCGCCGUAUAUCUACAAGAACCUUGAGUUUGGAAUUGAUUUAGACACCCGGUUAGCUCUUGUAGGCCCAAAUGGAGCCGGAAAGAGUACUCUUUUAAAACUACUUUAUGGAGAUCUAGUUCCAACGGAAGGAAUGAUACGGAAAAACUCGCAUUUACGAUUUGCCCAGUACCAUCAGCAUCUGCACGAGCUCCUAGACUUAGAUCUUUCUCCCCUAGAAUACAUGAUGAAAUCGUUCCCAGAUGUCAAGGAAAGAGAAGAAAUGAGGAAAAUCAUUGGUCGAUACGGGCUUACUGGAAGGCAACAGGUCUGCCCUAUUAGACAACUGAGUGAUGGUCAAAAGUGCCGUGUUGUUUUUGCAUACCUUGCAUGGCAAGCACCUCACCUUCUACUUCUGGAUGAGCCUACUAACCACUUGGACAUGGAAACCAUCGAUGCGCUGGCAGAUGCCAUCAAUGAUUUUGAAGGAGGCAUGGUCCUUGUUAGUCACGAUUUCCGACUCAUUAGCCAGGUUGCUGAAGAGAUUUGGGUCUGUGAGAAUGGCACUGUCACGAAAUGGCAGGGUGACAUCUUAGCUUACAAGCAGCAUUUGAAAGAGAAAAUUUUCAAGAACAACGAGAAAAACGCUGCUGCAGAAAAAGCACGAAGCAGAAAGAAGUGAAUACGACAAAUACCCCUCUAGUUACAGAAGUCAACAUUUGGCAGCACCGAGCUGUUUUGCAGGAGCUUGUCUAUGGAGAGAAGAAUCACUGAAAAUUUAAAAUUGUUAACUACUGAAGUAAGGAUUUAAUUAUCGAUACAAGUUUACUCAUUUCCUGUCCCCGGUAUCUCUCAGAACGCUUCCCUGUGUCCUAUCCUUUCAGCUGGCCAUGCAUGAAUAUUUUUGUUUCACUGGGCUGAGUUGUUGAAUUUAUCAUCCUUUUUGGAUGAUUUCAUUAAUGUGCUCUCCAUAAAAUCUGACAGCUCAGUUUAGAUGUCGACAAAAGCACAGAUUUUGAGGGGGUAUUGUUGCCCUUCUUUUAUAAUUAUCAUUGGUCACUGCGCAACACUGAUGCCUAUGUACUCUGCUGAAUAAUCUUUUUUUAUAUAAAAAUGUGUAAAGUAACUCUCUGUCUUUCCUGUUUAUUCUUUAAUUUAUAGUACCUUUUAUUUGUUUAUUUUUUUAAUGUAUCAUUAUUUAUUUCAAACCGCACUCUUAUUUUCAGUUUCUAUCGCAAAACAGCUGAGCUGUGACCUUUUACUUUUGCUAGCCCCUCUAUUCUAAUGAGGGGUCAGCUUGAGAGAAUUUCCUGUGACUAGUGUAUAUUUUUUACUAAUAAAGUUACUUUACUCAAAUGA